Gastrolobium bilobum is the source of this 656-nucleotide messenger RNA. RefSeq lists its product as uncharacterized. Lineage: Eukaryota; Viridiplantae; Streptophyta; Magnoliopsida; Fabales; Fabaceae. The record is from RefSeq and is a predicted model, not a curated record. The transcript is spliced from 2 exons. The coding region runs from base 96 to 455 and encodes 119 amino acids.
AAUACCCCAAUUCUUUUUAAGUCCCAAGUAAAAUUUUCCAUAUUCACACAAACUCAAGCCUAGAUUUCAAGCCUGAUUAAAUCUUAAAUAUCAUUAUGGAGACACAGUAUGAUGACGAUACUUUCUAUGCUGAGAUUAGGAGGCAGAUUCUGCUUUUGACAUCUGAAGAUAAUGAAGAUUCAUUGGAAAGAAAACGUUUCAACCCGUUUAGUGUUGGUAAUGGUGGUUCAAUCAGGUCAGUUUAUAACAAGAGUGCACCACAACCUGCAAGCCAUUUCUGUUCUUGGGAAACAAAUAGCUUAGGUUCACCUCCUGAUUGGCUUGUGAACCUUUGGAAGAAUGGAAAAGGUACUGGCGUGUUCAUUCCCAAAGUUGUCACAGGUAGAAAAUACCAGAGACCAGGAAAAAUGUAUAGCAGGAGACAAGAAUAUAAACCUGUGGUGGAUAAGUAUUGAAGAAACUAUGCUUUUUAAGUCUGUGUUAAGUAAAUUGAAGAUCGUUCCUUGCUCAUAAUUCUGCUUAAGGUGGGAAGCAGUUGUUAAUAUUUCUUUCAUCUGAUAAAUUUGUAUAAAAUUUUCCACAUAUAUAUGUACAGAAUUCACAAUAAGUCAAGGGAAUGUAGAAAGAACUCUGAAUUUUAUUUUAAUACAUUUUUC